Acanthosepion pharaonis is the source of this 780-nucleotide messenger RNA. The record is from the annotation of a GenBank genome assembly. Lineage: Eukaryota; Metazoa; Mollusca; Cephalopoda; Sepiida; Sepiidae.
AUGACUCUUUUUUGUUCAUUUCUCUCUCUCUCUCUCUCUCUCUCUCUCGACCUCUUAUUCUCUCAUCUCUUCUUUCUCCUAUCGUUCUCAUUUCAUUCUGACUCUCCUGCUAGAUUUAUGUUUUUUUUUUAUUUCUCUCCUCCACCCUUUCUCUAUCAAUCUCCCAUUUUCUCGUUCUUUCUGACUUUACCCUCUCUUUCAGUUCCCACUUCUCUUUCUCUUUUCUCUUUGUCCAAACACUACCUCUCCUUUCUAAAACAUUUAUCUCUCCACUCAAUUUCUCCCUCUUACUUUUUAUUCCACCCAAACCCUCUUGCCAGCUUUCCGUUUUUCUUUUCUCCCACGCUCACUUUUCAUCUAUCUCUCCUUCACUCUCUUCCUUUCUCUCGGUCAACCUCUUUUCUCUCCUCUUUCAGUUACUAUCUUUUUUCUUUUCUCUCACGAUUUUUCGUUUACACUCUCUCUGUCUUUCUCCCCUCUUUCAGUUACUCUCUCUUUUCUUUUCUCUCACGAUUUUUCAUUCUCUCUCUCUGUCUUUCUCUCCUCUUUCAGUUACUACCUCUUUUCUUUUCCUUCACGAUUUUUCAUUCUCUCUCUCUUUGUCUUUCUUUCUUUUUUUAUUUCUACCCGACAUGCACACAAACACGCUGUGUCGCCAAACCAAGUACUUGGACCUCGCAUAGCCGCCUUCGGAUCGUUCGCCUUCUCUCGGUCAGUCAAUCCACAUCGUCAUCCGUCUCCCCAGUUCUUCCUUUACGCGAUUCAGAACGCAUGGAUUGA